AUGGUACCACAAACCUACCUCCACCGAUCCCUUCUUCUCUAUCUUUUGGCAUCCACAACUUUCACACAAGGCGAUGAGGCGAAAGAUGACAUCACAUCUCCCACCCACCUCCCAUCCAACUCAAGAAGUGCAAUCUCACCACCGCCAUCAGCCGCCUGCUGGACCACCACCCCCUGCCUCAACACCCUCGCCCCCUUCAGCACCUGCUACCUCACCACCGGCCCCUUAACCCCCACCUUAAACCUCACCUCCCUCUCCCUGUCCUACCAAGCCUGUCUCUGCGCCCCCAGCUUACCGUACCUACACCUCAUCCCCAACAUCGCCGCCCACCCCGACUCCAACGUUUCCAGCUGUCUGGCUUGUAUGCAACAGGCGGAUGUGAAUGUUACAGACCGGGAUGGUGUGGUGGGGCGGUGGGUCCGGAGUGUGGACGGGUUUUGUGCUGCUGAGGUACCGGAGUUGGAGGGCUUGUUGGUUGCGUUGUUGGAGUGGUUGAAGGGGACGGGGGAGAGGGUUGAGGGGAAUAGUAAGCUGGGGGGGAUUGAGGGGGUUAUGAGUGUUUUGGGGGUGACGGCGACGGGAACGAAGAUGAUGGACAUGGAGAGGUAUCUGACACAAGUGCCACACAACUGGCCGUAUACGGCGCCUGCUGUUGCGAGACGGGCGGGCGUGACGACGAGGUUUGCGUUGGUGGAGGCAAGCGAAAGUGGUUCAACUACCCCCAUUGGCCUUGAAGAGACAAAAGUACCGAGAACUGUUGGCUGGGUAGAAGCCAGUCUACUCUGGUUUCCAAGAUUACUCUACACACCACGACCGCCGUCUCCAUCAUCGCCAUCUGCGAAUCAGACAGCUAGGGCUGGGGCGUAUAAUGGACUGCUGGCGUGUUGGAAACCUUCGUUCGUGGUCAAUAUUACUACGACAGCGAUGGAGUCGACAGAACAGAUUUCAACGUCGGACACGCCGGUGGGGGGUUCAGAAGGCUCUGGGUUGCCUACUUUUGAGUCUUUGUUGUCAUCGACGGCUACGACAUCGACUACAACAUCGACGAGUCGGCGGAUAGUGAGGUUGACGACGACACUGGUGGUUGAUACUGCACAGGUCAUGACACCAACGGUAACGAUCACGUCAACGGCAACACUUCACCGAGUUCGUCCGGCUAUGAGACGAGGUCCAGUACUGGCGAAAGAGAGUGACAAGGGCGAUGUAGCUUCAACAGCUACAAGAUCAGGAGUAAUGACGCCACCGCCACCGACACCGACAACAGCGGGUGGUCAGCAAGCCCCCACAAGAGCCACCAUAUCGCUAAACGGAGCGGAAGAAAUAGACAGACUAUGGUCACAGAUCAAACACGCCAUGCAUUCAAACCUCAACCCCUGA
This is a messenger RNA of Pyrenophora tritici-repentis Pt-1C-BFP, 1377 nucleotides long. The record is from RefSeq and is a predicted model, not a curated record. NCBI's taxonomy places the organism in Eukaryota, Fungi, Ascomycota, Dothideomycetes, Pleosporales, Pleosporaceae.